AUGCCGAACAUUGUGCUCUUCAGCGGCAGCUCCCACCACGACCUGUCCCAGCGGGUGGCGGACCGGCUCGGGCUGGAGCUGGGCAAGGUGGUCACCAAGAAGUUCAGCAACCAGGAGACCAGUGUAGAGAUUGGUGAAAGUGUGAGAGGGGAAGAUGUAUAUAUUAUCCAGAGUGGCUGUGGAGAAAUAAAUGACAACUUAAUGGAGCUGCUCAUCAUGAUCAAUGCUUGCAAGAUUGCAUCAUCCUCCAGAGUGACUGCUGUAAUUCCAUGUUUUCCAUAUGCCAGGCAAGAUAAGAAAGACAAGAGCCGUGCACCAAUCUCUGCAAAACUUGUUGCCAACAUGCUGUCAGUGGCAGGGGCUGACCACAUCAUCACCAUGGACUUGCAUGCUUCUCAGAUCCAGGGUUUCUUUGACAUUCCAGUAGAUAACCUGUAUGCAGAACCUGCAGUCCUGCAGUGGAUUAAAGAGAACAUUCCUGAGUGGAGAAACUGUAUCAUAGUCUCACCUGAUGCAGGUGGUGCAAAAAGGGUUACUUCAAUUGCUGACAGACUGAAUGUGGAAUUUGCACUCAUUCAUAAGGAAAGAAAGAGGGCAAAUGAAGUGGACAGAAUGGUCUUGGUUGGUGAUGUGAAAGACAGAGUGGCAAUUCUUGUUGAUGAUAUGGCUGACACAUGUGGCACAAUAUGUCAUGCAGCAGACAAGUUAAUGUCUGCUGGAGCUACUAAAGUUUAUGCCAUUCUGACUCAUGGCAUCUUUUCUGGUCCUGCCCUCUCUCGGAUUAAUAAUGCAUCGUUUGAGGCUGUUGUGGUAACCAACACAAUCCCCCAAGAGGAGAAAAUGAAACAUUGCCCAAAAAUACAGUUUAUUGACAUUUCCAUGAUCCUGGCAGAGGCAAUUCGAAGAACACACAAUGGUGAAUCAGUGUCUUACCUGUUCAGUCACGUCCCCUUGUAACUGCAGGGGAUUACACUGCAUCUUUGCAAAGGUCUCUUAAGUUAGCACUGUUUUUAACUCUGCACAUCAACCAUGAGAAAUUAUUAUCUUUGUACAAUUCAAGAGCUUGUAUGUAUAAUAAUCAAAUUUGUCUUGUAAUUAACAUUUGUUCUUUGUAAAUGGGCAAUAAAUCUCCAUCUUGCAGAAAACUUAAGAAUUCUCUUCAGAGUCUGGAAGUCUUGUGUGUUGUGCAAGUUCUUCUAUGUGCCUGUUCUCACAUUUGGCUAACUGCUGUGUCAGAUCCACUUUUCUAUACAGAACUACAAACUGUUCACAGAACUUAACAGGAUGUACAUGUGUAAGAUCAUUCUCUGUGUUAAGCUAAA
Messenger RNA from Melozone crissalis (California towhee), 1322 nucleotides. RefSeq names its product phosphoribosyl pyrophosphate synthetase 2 (gene PRPS2). Gene Ontology annotation, cellular component: cytoplasm; ribose phosphate diphosphokinase complex. Lineage: Eukaryota; Metazoa; Chordata; Aves; Passeriformes; Passerellidae. The coding region runs from base 1 to 957 and encodes 318 amino acids. Gene Ontology annotation, biological process: purine nucleotide biosynthetic process; ribonucleoside monophosphate biosynthetic process; 5-phosphoribose 1-diphosphate biosynthetic process. The transcript is spliced from 7 exons. The record is from RefSeq and is a predicted model, not a curated record. Gene Ontology annotation, molecular function: magnesium ion binding; ribose phosphate diphosphokinase activity.